AUGAACAUUUCCGAUAACGACAGCGAUAGUUUUGUAGAUGCAGAGGAUACGUUCUAUGAUUUAAAUGGUCGCCCAUUAAAUCUCAGAUUUUCCGCUGUUCAACUAUCAUCCGCCGCUCGUAGCAAGCUGUUAGCGUCUCUACCUAAGGAGGACGAUAAAAAAUGCGUUAUUCCAGAGAUAUCAGUUACUGAUACAUCACUAGACGAUGGGGAACAAGAAUUGAAUGGAUUGUCUGAUGGCCCCGAUUACAGUCUGUCUGGAAGUGGAUCAUUGUCAGAAGACGACCAAACUGCAGAAGCCGAUGUAUCAUCUAGAAGAGAUAAGGAUAAUGCAUCAUUGACUUCAGCCAAUGACAAUUAUCCUUCUCAAACUUUUAUCGAAACCGAUAAUUGCGAAGAAGAUCCCGAUGUGACAGUGUAUGUUAAAGAUCUAGACACUGGGAAGCAAGUGUUAGCAACAGAUGUAGAGGCAGAACUAAAAAAAUCAAAUAAUGGGAAAAUCGAUCCGCUUUCGUUUCAUAUACUGAAACGAACAGGCUCUGAUACUGAUAUGGGUAGCCCUCGAGAUGAUGAGGCUAAACACGGAAGUGGCAAUUGGAACGGCUUAUCAAAAGGGAUAGAUGAUGAUAGUAAUGAGCAUGACAAAAGAGAUAGAGAGAAAAAUGGCAAACAUCAUCGCCCAAGGUCGUUCCUAAAUCGGCUAAAGAAACGGACUUCUAAUCACGAAAAAGGUAUAGAGGAUGCAGACGAUAAUUUUCUUACGGGAAACACUGCCCCUGUAUAUUCUGAUGUUCAAUCUUAUGAUGGUCAGGCUCAGCCACGAUACAUCAAGGUCAGAACACGUUUCAAAACCAAAAAGGACUUUAAUCGACUUUUCCUGUCUCAGGAACUCUUCAACCCCAACACACAAUCUUCCAAAUUCGGUCCAAAUAAAACGGGGGCAAUAUGGAUUAUGAAGUUUAGUAAAGAUGGCAAAUUUUUAGCGACUGGAGGUCAAGAUGCUGUUGUUCGUGUUUGGGCUGUAAUAUCUAGUGAUGAGGAAAGAGAACAUUUUGCUGAAGGGAGUGGAACAAGCAUAUACGAAGGAAAGAGCGGGGCCAAGCUUGGUGCUCCGGUAUUUAGAGACAAGCCUAUGUAUGAAUAUCAUGGACAUGCUGCUGACGUGUUAGAUCUGAGCUGGAGCAAGAACAAUUUUUUGCUAUCUUCGUCAAUGGACAAGACAGUGAG
Molecule: messenger RNA, 1226 nt
Organism: Paraglomus occultum
Lineage: Eukaryota; Fungi; Glomeromycota; Glomeromycetes; Paraglomerales; Paraglomeraceae
Source: the annotation of a GenBank genome assembly